AUGCUGGUCCAGGAUCCAACUACAUCCGAAUUCCACGUCCUAUCGCCCCAGGCCACUGUAGCAGCACAUACAGCCACGCCAUGUCGCCCGCCACAAGCACCUUUAGCGAUUGCCGAUUCCGCUAAAGCCGCGUCUGGCGGCGCAGAAAGCGGCGGGGGAGGCGGAGCAAGGGACAGUAAGUUCCUGCGCUUGUCAAUUCAGUCCGUUGCGCUCGCGCUGGCGUUUGGCGGAGCGGCGGCGUUUCUCCGCAUGCUGCUCUCCGCACUCCCCCCGGACUUCCUCUCGCGCUGGAAGAAGCUGUUUGCGGAGCAGCCGCACUUCGACCCCAAGACCGCCGUCGAAGCGCGCCGAGCCACCGCCAUCUACGACUGCCACGGCGACUUAAUCGCCACCGUCGUUCCCGGCGGGUUCGGCGGGCGGCGGAAGGACGCGAGCAAGGGGCAGGCGCCGUUAAAGCCGACUGAGGUGCCGGCGGUGAUGUGGCAGGCGGUUAUUGCGACGGAGGACCGACGGUUCUUCGAACACCAGGGGUUCGAUCCCAAGGGCCUGACACGUGCCAUUAUGUCAUUGGCGCGGACUGGAGGCGGGAGUACGAUCACGCAGCAGGUGAGGGGUGGUGUGCGGGGAGGGCAGACGGGGAGGGCGGACGGCGCUUGUCCCCCACCCACCCUGCCGCAUCUCCCCCUCCUCUCAGCUGGUGAAGAACGUGUGUCUGCUGAACGAGCGGCUCUGGUUAAGAACGUGUUUCUGUCGAACGAGCGGCGGUGGACGCGCAAGCUGGUGGAGAUCAUACUGGCCGUGAUCAUAGAGAGGCGCAUGACCAAGUGGGACAUCCUGCACCUCUACCUCAAUAAGAUCUAUUGGGGCCACGGCGUGACGGGGUUAGAGGCAGCAUCGGCGCUCUACUUUGGCAAGCACCCGUCGCUGCUCACGCUGGGCGAGUGCGCCAUGCUCGCCGGCAUCAUCCCCGCGCCCGAGCUGCUCUCGCCCUACCGCGACCCCUCCAGGGGCCGCAAGCCCCAGGCGCGCGCAUUGAGGCGGAUGGUGGAGGCGGGCUUUCUGGACAUUGCCACGGCCACCGAGGCCAUGCAGCAGCCGCUGCGCCUGGGAUCCGAGGCCAAGCACGGCACUUCAGGGCCGUGGAGGGCGCCCUUCUUCGUCAGUGAGGUUUUGUACGAGCUAGCGCAGAGGUACGGGCGGGAGGAGGUGGUGCGGGGCGGGCUGCAGGUGCACACGACGCUAGACCUGACGAUGCAGGACGCGGGGGAGAAGGUGGUGGGGGACGGCACGCGCGAGUACGACCAGGAGCGGGAGGCGGCAGCACAGAGGGACAUUGCGGCGAUCUCCAUGAAGCUGGAGGAGCUGCGGGGGAGGCGGCAGCAGCAGAUACUCGCGACUGUGGCUGCUGCUGCUGUCAAGAGGUCAGCGGAGUUUCGCAAGAAGAAGGGGCAGACACAAAAGACAGUGUCAGAGAUGAUGGCAGACGAGACAGCAGCCGUGGCGCGCACGCUUGAGCGAUUCGCAGCCAUGGAGCGCACGCUGACAGCAGCCGUGCAGCGCUACGAGAACGAGCUCAGGAGCGCUCAGGCCGCCAGGUUAGAAGGAGCCAUGGUAGCCAUGGACCCACUCUCAGGAGCAGUGAGGGUGCUGGUGGGCGGGCGGGACUACUACGAGAGCUGCUUCAACCGCGCCACCCAGGCGCUGCGCCCCCCCGGCUCCACCUUCAAGCCCGUCGUCUACCUCACUGCACUGGCCGAGGGCAUCACCAAGGACUACGUGUUGGUGGACGAGCCAUACGAGGUGGGCGGCUUUGCCCCGGAGAACUACGACCGCAAGUUCCGCGGGCCCGUCACGCUGGAGGAGUCGCUUCUCAAGUCGCUCAACGUGCCCACCGUCAAGCUGUGCGCUGAGAUCGGUGUUGACAAGGUGUGUCACAUGGGACGCGCACUGGGCAUCAAGACCCCUCUUCCACACGAGCUGGCGCUCUCACUGGGCGGCUGUGAGGUGACGCCCCUGCAGCUCACCACCGUUUACUGCACGAUCGCUGCAGGGGGGAUAUACCACCGCCCUCACCUCAUCACCCGUGUGGAGUCGUACAAUGGAAGGGUGCUGGAAGAAGCCAAGGUGUGCAUGGAGCGCAGGGACCCGGUGGUGGAUGAAGCAGCGGUGGGCGAGUUGAGGAUGCUGCUGCAGGCCGUGGUGGAGCGCGGCACCGGCAAGGGCGCCCGCAUGGACCGCCCGUGCGCGGGCAAGACGGGCACGAGUGAUGGCCACCGCGACUGCUGGUUCGCUGGGUUCACCCCGCAGCUGGCGUGUGUGGUAUGGCUGGGCUACGACGACAACUUGCCAGUGGGAGGGCUGCACCCCGGCACCGGUUCCAGCCACGCAGCACCGCUCUGGAGCCGCUUCAUGACCCUCGCCCAUGAAGGGCUGCCCGUGAAAAAAAUCCUCGACCCUGCCCGGGACAGGUACAGCGGGCGGGCGGCUGGAAGGGAGUUUCAGAAACGGAGCCGGCGGGCUCAGAAGGUGGGGCUGAGUGAGGUGCGGAAGAGGGAGGGCGGGAGGAGGAAAGGAGGGAGAGAGGUGGUGUGGAAAGACGUGUGGGAUUGGGAGAAGGCGAGUAGUGGGUGGCAGGAGAGGGAGAAGAUGGAGGAGUGGGCAGCAGCGAGACGAGAGAGGGGUGAGGAGAUUCGGGCUUUAAGGGCCAAAUGGGGAUGGCUGCCGUUUGUAAAGGGGAAUAAGGGGGCAGGCGGGGAGGGAGGAGGGGAGUCGCCGGGGAGAGGGUUGCUUGGGGAUGAAGGGGAGGAGGUAGGGGAGGAUGAUUACGAGGAUGCGUUGCGGUUCUUUGAGCGGGCGAAUGAGGCGGAGGGGCAGGGUGGGAGGAGGGGUGGGGAGAGGGGAGGGGAGAGGGGUGGAGAGAGGGAGGGGGCAACAGGGAGGGGCAUUUCUGCAGCGGCAAUGGCUGCUGCUAAGUGGGGCGCAGGGGGGAGAGGAGGGGGCGUGGAGAAGCGAGGGGGGAGUGGGGAGACAGGAGCAGAGAGGGGAGUGGACGAGGAAAUGGGGAGGAGGUGGAGCGCGGAGGAGGGAGUGGAGGGGGAGGACGAGGAGGAGAGUGAGGUUUGUGCGAGGGAUGGUGAGGGGGAUGAUGAGGAUGGGUUGUGGGAGGAGGGGGAGGGAGAGGAGGAGGAGGAGGAGGAGGAGGCACCAGAAGAGGUAUUGGCUCGCAUGCAGGAGAGGCUGGAGGAGCAGUUUGGGGUGCGACUGGUGGAGGCUGUAUUUGAGAGGCGAGGGGGGGACGGGGGCUCGGGGGCAGAUUUCAAGGGGAGGGAAGAUGGGCCUGCAGGGACAGCAGGAGUGGGGGGUGGAGAGAGAGGUGGGGGGGGAGAGGGAGGUGCAGCGGGUGAGGCGGCAUUGUAUGAGGGAGUGCGUGUGCCAUCUGUGACAGCAGCAUCAUCCUCACGGCCGCCUGCAUUGGUGGAAGGCUUGACGUGGAGUGAGCGAGUUGCAUCAGCGCAGCAGCAGCAGCUAGAGCAGCAGCAACAGCAGCAGCAGCUACAGAAGCAGAUUGCAGUAAACGCCACCACCUCAGAUCUAGUCGAGCCUCGUGCCGAAACUCAACUUCCUUACACCGAACCUCAAGUGUCCCGUACCAAGCCUCAGGUGCCCCGGUCUGCAGCCCAAACCUCCAUGGCUGAGAACCAGGCAGCUCCUGCAGCAGCAGCAGCGGCAGCAGAAGAGCAGAGAGAGGUGGUGAAUGCGAAGUUCUUCACAGCAGUGAAGUCGGAUUCAGAUUCUGCCAUGCCUGACAUCUCUCCGCUACAGCCAUGGCCUGAGAAACAGGGCGACGGGGCGGAGGGGGAAGGGGAGAUGGAGGCAUGCUGCCCCAUGCCCCCAUGCACGGGGCUGCUCCCAGCCUGCAGGGAGCCGUCACUGGAAGGGAGUGCAGAUGCUGAGAGAGGUGAGGUGGAUCAGAGGGAGCUUGAGGAGGAGGACGAGGAGAAGCGGCUGAGGUGGACCAAGCGGCUGUUUGUGAAGACCAGGGUCACGGCUCCGGGCGGCGCGCCCCUACCCCUGUCAUCGUCUGGAUCUUCUGCCUACUCAGCCUAUACUGCUGCCACUGCCACCACAACAACAGGGAGAGGCUUCUCACAGGAAGAUCCUGGGCAACACAAGGUAUCUUCGCCUCCUCUCGUCCCUUCCCCUUCUUCCUUGGGUCCUCCAUCGUCGCUAGCCCCCUCGGUCCAGCCCCCUUUGGUUCCUGGCAGGUAUGGUGGUGAUGCCAGCAGCGUGCCUGGCAGCUCAGCAGGCAUGUGGGGGAGUGCAGUGCCAUGGCGGCAGCAGAAAGGAGCUGGGUUGGGCCCUGAUGCUCCAAGGGACAGGGCAGUUGGGUCGCCUGCUUUAUUCGGCAGGUUUGGUGGUACUAGUCGGACAGAUAGGACGUAG
Molecule: messenger RNA, 4443 nt
Organism: Closterium sp. Naga37s-1
Lineage: Eukaryota; Viridiplantae; Streptophyta; Zygnematophyceae; Desmidiales; Closteriaceae
Source: the annotation of a GenBank genome assembly